This is a messenger RNA of Labrus bergylta (ballan wrasse), 2818 nucleotides long. RefSeq names its product T-cell acute lymphocytic leukemia 1 (gene tal1). Gene Ontology annotation, biological process: regulation of transcription by RNA polymerase II. Gene Ontology annotation, molecular function: DNA-binding transcription factor activity, RNA polymerase II-specific; RNA polymerase II cis-regulatory region sequence-specific DNA binding; protein dimerization activity. NCBI's taxonomy places the organism in Eukaryota, Metazoa, Chordata, Actinopteri, Labriformes, Labridae. The record is from RefSeq and is a predicted model, not a curated record.
ACACACUGCUCCACAACUGGCAGAGGAAAAAAAAAAAAAAGAAAAACCUCAGACAUGGAUGACCCACUCACAAAAUGGCUCCACUUACACAGUAACAUCAACAACACGGCUGGAACGGACGUAGUGGUCUCGAGCGCCUGUUGACGGUGUAAAAAUGAUGGAAAAACGGCAGCCAGAGCUUCGUCCUGGCAGUCCUGAUGCAGAGGCCGGUCCUGGAAAGCGUGAGGACUCCUCCAUCAUCAUCACCAGACAGAACGGAUACAAGGAGCACGAGGAGCCGAGGAGGGUGGAGGAGGGGGAGGAGAAGGAGAAGGAGAGGGAGAGGGAGAGGGGAGGGCGCUUGAAGGGGGCUGAGGAGACGGAUGACGUUCCUCUGCAGAACUCGAGCAACGGGACCAGCAUCAGCAUCAUCAUCAACGGCGUUGCCAAGGAAACUGCCUCUCACAACGCCCUUGACCUGAAAAGGGAAGUGCCGGUGAUCGAGCUCUCCAGGAGGGACGCUAUAAAAGCGCUCGAGCAUAGGACUGAGAGCCAUUUGGUGCCGAUCACAGAACUUCGCAGACCUCCACCGUUGCCGCUACCGCCGCCGCAACGAGACGACGCUCGAAUGGUCCAACUGAGCCCUAACGCGUUUCCUGUCCCGGCCCGGGCCAUGCUCUACAACCUGGCGCAGCCUCUCGCCGCCAUCAACAGUCUUGGAGGGGAGUCGGAGCAGUACAGCAUGUACCCCAGCAACAGGGUAAAGCGCCGCCCGGCGCCUUAUGAGGUUGAACUCGACGAGGGUAGGCGCAUUUUAGAUCUUUAUAAGUAUGCUGGCCAGCCAAAGAUUGUCCGCCGUAUCUUCACAAACAGUCGUGAACGCUGGCGGCAGCAGAACGUAAAUGGGGCAUUUGCAGAGCUUCGUAAACUCAUCCCCACACAUCCCCCGGACAAGAAGCUGAGUAAGAAUGAGAUCCUUCGGCUCGCCAUGAAGUACAUCAGCUUCCUCUCCAACCUGCUGGAGGACCAGGACGGAGGAAGGACCGUUGACAGCACAACAGACGGGGAAACAGGGCUGCUGAUAGGGGCCCAUGAGGGUGGCCCUCAAGGAGGAGCACAUCAGGACACGUCGGUGGGCCUGGCAAGGGACGAUCUUCUGGAAACAAUGUCACCGAGCUCGAGCUGCGGAAGCUUACCUGAUGGCGAUGCUGAGGGCAGUCCUGAGAGCUUUAUGGAGGACCAGGACUCACCUCCGGCUCCAAGGACUCUAACGGCUUCUAGAGGGCCCCCACUGCAUUUGGCAACUCGGGAUCUGAGGCGCAACGGGCGCCAGACAGAUGGCUCUAGUCGCCGAUGAUGCUGAAGCCAAAAAAUCCACAAACAAAAAACCUGAGACCGAAAGAUGACAAUUAGAUGGACUAACAAAAGAGGAGGAUAUGCUCAGGAACUAUUAGCUUUGAGGGGUUCAGUGUAGGGAAAUGAAUCAAUCUCCACAUACAGAAAGAGAGAGAGAGAGGGAAUGGGGUUUCGAAAUUGAUCAUGUGGACAUUUCUCGUCCUCAAACUACACCCGAGGCUUGGUUCGAUUAGUUGCUGGUUGAAUUUGAUCUGACAAAAGACUUGUAAAUUCUGCAUGUCUCAUGUCUUUGACUGACCGGCAGUUUAAAAUUGUGUGUGUUUUUUUCAAAUCCCAAAACUGGAUAUUCUAAAAAAGUACAAACACAAAAAAGUAAACAAAAUAUGCAAAAAAAACAGGUUAAAAUUAAACCAAAAAUCACUCACAAGACACUUGAUAAAAAAAAGUCCAAUGAUAAACUAAUGAUAAUAUUGGUUAGAUUUUGGUGCAGCCAGAAUAGAUCCAACUUGCUGCAGAGUGCUUCAAGUCAAUGAAAAUCAAUGUUAUGGAAUAAUGCCACAAAAUUAAGUUUGCCUCAGUUUGAGGCCGUAAAUGAUUGGACUUGACUCUAUUGUGCCCAUGCAGCUGCGUAUGUAUUGUAAAUAGCAUCAUAUUUCCACUGCACAAUGUAACAACAGUGACUGGAGUUCAAGUCAUGUGGUUUAAGAUGUACUUUUGUGUGUUUGUCACUGGGUUUACGAGCAAAAUGGUAUUUUUGGAGAGAUGCGAAAAUGGGUAGACGUUCAGAACUCAAUGUAGUACAUCAAAUGUGGUACCAUUUACUUCUGUUACACUUUGGUGGUGAAAAUCGCACCAAAUACGGCGACAGACGGAUAAACAGUUUCACUGCUGGGUCAAAAAUAUCUGUUUGAAAGAGCUGUGGAGGUACAAGCAAUGCAGUGUUUCUUAAAGUGUACAAAUUAUGAGUCAUAUGAUAUCUUGACAGACUCAUGCAGUCCUUUUGAUAUGAAUGUUUCAAUGUUUUUUUUUAAAACUGUAAUGCAGUUGUAGUUUAGUAAGGUACACAAAUAAAUCCCUUCAUUGCCGCAUUUUACACACACACACACACAAGCACACGUGCACACACACACACUAACACACACACACACACACACACACACACACACACACACACACACACAUACACACACUAACACACACAGUGUUAAUAUCAUAAUAACACCAGCAGUUUUUCACAAAUGCAGUUAAGUAUUGCUCACUGUUGUUGGUAAUUCUGCUUUUUCAGCAGAACCUUGUAGCCUAUAUUGGUACCUUUGUUAACUAUGGUAUUUUAUGAAUUGCAGUAAAGGGACAUUGUACGUUUGGUAAUGACAUAUUUGCUGUAUGAUAGCUGUAUCUAUAAAUAUAUCCAAUGUUAAAGCGAUGAAUUUUAUACAAAACCCCUGAAUAAAACACAGAGAGAGAAGCCUGGUAUGUGAUUUUA